Lactuca virosa is the source of this 420-nucleotide messenger RNA. The record is from the annotation of a GenBank genome assembly. NCBI's taxonomy places the organism in Eukaryota, Viridiplantae, Streptophyta, Magnoliopsida, Asterales, Asteraceae.
AUGACAGUGGUUGCAACACUUAUAGUCGAAGGUUUCUUAGUGGGGAAGAUGAAGAUGAUGCUAGGAACCACUCGAUCUAGGCAGAUACGUCAACAAUAUCGGUUGCCAUACGCCGGAGUCGCCAAAGAAAUCCUCGUGCCAUACGUCAGAGUCACCGGAGAUGGAGACAUGGCGUACGAGCGGUCGGAGACGGAGACAUGGCGUAUCAGCGGGGUGCGGUUUUUCUGGUUGGCGGUGAAGGUGAGGUUUUUCAGAUCGACAACAAAGUUUUUGGGUUUCCGAUCGACGUCUAUGAAGGUUCUUUGGGUUGGUGACGAGACUGGUGAAGGAGAAAUGCUUUAUAUUUGGCGAUGGAGAGGGAUGUUCUUGAGUGGCAAAAAAAAUCUACUUGAAGAUGGAGGUGGAGGAUGGUGGUGGUGA